AUGGACCUCCAUAAGCAAUGGGAGACUACAGAGUCAAACUGGAUUAAGGAAAGGAUGGAAUUACUGGACCAAUUUGACAAUGAAAGGAAGGAAUGGGAAAGCCAAUGGAAAGUUAUGCAGAAGAAGAUAGAAGAGCUUUGCCAGGAAGUAAAGCUCAGGAGGGAAAGCAAGAAGAACAGCUGCUUGAAAACCGUUCAACAGGAUAAGAAUGUCCAAAAUAAAAUGGUGCCAUUUUCGCCACAUUCCCCAAAUCCAGGACAAGAUGACACUGCAAUGCUGAGUGGCGGACUUUGUCCUGUAAGUCUAAAUCCAGACACCGUGGAAGGAGGCAGCUUCCUUGAGGAAAAAAAUCAAAUGAGCAAGGAACAAAUAACAAUGAGGAAAUCCAAAGCAGUGUUCAUGGACCCUCUGUCCACAAAGAACCAAAAGAAAUAUGAGAGUGGGUCUUGCUUGAAGAUUUCUGAGGAAGAAAGAAAGAGCUGUACUAAUGCCCUCACUACAGCUCUUGAGGAACUUGCCAAAGUUAGUGAAGAAUUAUGCAACUUUCAAGAGGAAAUCCGAAAGACAUCUAACCACAGAAGGACGAAGUCAACUCCUUUUCCCCAGGAAACAAUUAGCACCGUUGAUCCUGACAUGAAUCACAUAAUCAGCAAUGACUCCCCAACUGCUUUAAUCAGUCUAGAUACAGAAAAACAGAUAAAUAAAAAGAAGCUAAGCCAUUUUGAUGAUAUGCCCCAUGACAUUCCUGUUGAGAACAGUGCACCAGAUCCACUUUCUUUGCAAAGAAAUGAAGCUCCACCAAUCCCUCCUCCAAGAAGCACUUCUCGAAACUUUCCAAGCUCAUAUUCUGAAGAGCACACCGUCUUCAACAGCAUAAAGGAAAAUUUAGACAGCAGAUGGGAGACACAAGACUGCAGAGGUAAAAGGAGUUGUGGUAAUAACUUCCCUACAAAGCAGCCUGAAGCAACCGUGUCCUGCCCAAGUAAACAGAACACUUGGAAAGAUCGAGUUACUUUUGCCACUUCAAAGCAAAUAGCCAAAAUAAAUAGUGAAGCUCAAUGUAACAAGGACUUGGAGACUAAUAGACGGUCACAGGAUGUAAACGAGCUUAGAACAGGUACAAAGAGCGUGCCCUCAACACUGUGGUUCCCAAAAGCUCGCCCUAACUCUGCGAAGCUUCCAAAUGAGAAGUUGAUCCAAACCCGCCAGACUAAAUCUGGUUCUGCUUCUCAUGAAAGUGAUGCCCUGAAUUCUUCUUUAGAUCCUAACAGUGACUCAUUUGCAGGAGUUGGUUGCAACUUUGAAAAGAUUUCAAAGAAUGAAAAAUUGGCAGCAAAGACAGAUGAAUUUAAUAGAACUGUAUUUCGAACAGACAGAUGUUGCAGUUCAGCACAGCACAUGCAAAGGCUCUUAAACUCAUCCAAAGACUCUAAGCCCUGUGCUCCAGUAGGUAAAUGUGCAGUUCAUGCAAAAGAAAAUGACAAUCUGUGUUGCAUUCAGAACAACAGCCUCUCAGUGCCCAAAGAGAGAAAGUCAAACAGUUUUCCCAAAAAAGUCACGGGAGGGCAGGUGAAGCAAGCUCAGGAGCAUUCCAAUGCUAGCAACUAUCACCACAUGCUUCAUGAGCAUGACUGGAGACCCAGUAAUUUGUUAGGUCGUCCACGAUCAGCUGAUCCCAAGUCAAACUAUGGAGUAGUGGAAAAGCUGCUGAAAAACUAUGAGAUAUCAACAGGGUCUUUGUCAAAAAACUCAAAAUCCUGCCAAGAUCAACGGACCAAAUUGGAUUGUAAUGUCAUCAAGAGUGACAAGGACCCCAUUAAUCAGUGUUUAGAAAUGUUUCAACCAGAACAAGAAAAGCAAGAGCUUCAGAUGAAGUCAGCCAUGUCUAUGGAACAGCAAAGCAAGCAAGAAGUAGAGAGGAAAGAACUAACAGAGGAGUCUGUGGCAAUGAAAUCAAUCGAUGGGAAAGGGUUUUCUCGGCCUGCGCGGCCAACAAAUCGACGCCCUCCUUCCCGAUGGGCACUCAGAUCCCCAUCUGCACCACGCGCCUUGAAGAAGACAGUGUAUGGCUAUUCUUUUUCACUGCACUCAGAGACUGCAGUUGUCUGA
Messenger RNA from Phascolarctos cinereus (koala), 2109 nucleotides. RefSeq names its product KIAA0408 ortholog. Lineage: Eukaryota; Metazoa; Chordata; Mammalia; Diprotodontia; Phascolarctidae. The record is from RefSeq and is a predicted model, not a curated record.